Zophobas morio is the source of this 7614-nucleotide messenger RNA. Its product is annotated as talin-like. The record is from RefSeq and is a predicted model, not a curated record. Gene Ontology annotation, biological process: cell-cell adhesion. Lineage: Eukaryota; Metazoa; Arthropoda; Insecta; Coleoptera; Tenebrionidae. Gene Ontology annotation, molecular function: structural constituent of cytoskeleton; integrin binding; actin filament binding. Bases 23 to 7609 code for a protein of 2528 amino acids. The transcript has 57 exons. Gene Ontology annotation, cellular component: cytoskeleton; plasma membrane; ruffle.
UAUACGAAAUACUAUUACUACUAUGGUUCUUCCUUUAAAAAUUGUUGUUAAAGAGCGGAAGCUCGAACUUGAUUCCGAGGAAAUCACUACAGUGACAAGAACCCUAAAGUUUGACAAUAAUAUGGUGGUCUAUGAUGCCAUCAAUCAUAUUAAAAAAGGCUUAGCAAAUAUAGAGGCUGGGAGGGAUCACGGACUCUUUAGAUUAUGCCCAGAAAACGAUUCCUUAAGUGUUUGGCUUAAUGAAGGUCGUACACUUGGGUCGUACGACCUUAAAAGUGGAGAUGUGCUCGAGUUUAAGAAAAAGACGCGUAUGCUACGAGUAAGGCUGAUGGACGAAUCAGAGAAAGUUAUUUUGAUAGAUGAAUCUGAAAAAGUUGUUCAAAUAUUAAGAACUGUUUGCGAGAAAGUAGGCCUAACAAAUCCUUCAGAGUUUGGAUUUACGGUUGAGCAAAUGUCUAAGUGCACGGAUGAAUUUCAGGGAAUUUAUGAAAAAUCUAAAAAAGAAAAAAAGGAAAAAGAACGAGAAGAGGCUCGACUAGAAAAGUUGGCCAAAAAAAUUCAAGCCGAAAAUGAGAUAAACUGGCUUGACCCACAAAAAACUCUGCGCGAGCAAGGCGUUGACCCCAAUGAUAAAGUUGUUCUUAGAAAGAAAUACUACUUCCACGAUCAACAGCUCGAUCCUAGCAACCUAGUAUUAAUUAAUCUGAUUUAUGUCCAAGCGAGGGACGACAUACUUAGCGGGAAGCAUCCAUGCUCCCUGGAAGAAGCCAUUCAGUUUGCUGGCUUGCAAGUCCAGGUAGAGUGUGGGCCUCAUCAGCCAGAGAUUCAUAAGCCAGGAUUUUUGGACCUGGAAAAGUUUCUCCCGCAAGAGUACGCCAAAGACAAGUCCGUUGAAAAAAAGAUUUUUAAUGAGCAUCGCAAAAAUAUCCCGCUUACGGCCCACAAUGCGAAGUAUCGUUAUGUACAGCUCUGCAGAGCACUAAAAACUUACGGAACGACAUUCUUUUUGGUUAAGGAAUACAUGAAAGGAAAACAAAAACUUGUUCCAGUUUUACUAGGAGUCAACCGUGACAGCAUAAUGAAAGCGGACCAGGAAACUAAGCGCAUUUUAGUCACGUGGAAACUUCCGCAGGUUCUACGUUGGGCUUCUGGCCCGAACCAUUUCACGCUGGAUUUUGGCGACGACCGGCCACGUUACACCGUGCAGACCACCGAAGGAGAGUCUAUCUCGCAGUUGCUUUACGGGUACGUCCAAUUCCACGUGGGCAAAAAGUUCGAGGAGACCUAUGCCUUGCCCGAAGACACGGCUGUUAGCUUCACCAGCAUCGAGUCGGUAGAAGGUCAGACACCGUCUUACCUGCAAAAAGUACCGCAGGGAGCCCGCCAAAUGCAGAGGGGGUUCCAGUAUCCUCAGCUUCAAGGAGUUGCCUCGAGCAGUACUAUCAAGCGCCUCGCGUUGCCUGGGGGUGCUGUUGCAUCCUCCUCUGCGCUUACUCCUGCCUAUGGUUAUGCUCCGUACGGCCAGAUGUCCGAGGCCGAACAGGAACAGUUCGACUCCUCGCGAAAGCUUACUGGUAUUGUGCAAUCCGGAAUUGCCUCCAUCAACUCUAUUCAAGCCGAGCUGAAUUCUCCUGAAGACCUUCCUAUGCUCGCUGAUGAUCCAGCAGCGCUGCAGUGGAAGAAAAAAAAUCAGGACAUUAAAGCAGCCAACGUGGCUUCACAGAUUGCAGCGCUCUCGGCCAAUACGGCCAACAUACUCAUGUUGCAAUCAGGCAAGCAGAAUACACAAGCCACGCUAGGAAAGGGGUCUUCUGUAGUCGCUAUGAGUGGCAGUCUGGUGAACCUAUCAAAGGAUGUGAGGCGCCUAGCUGCGCUCACCGAUGAUGUGAACGACUCAGAGGCCCUCCUCAGUGCCACCCGCGAUCUCACUGAAGUGGCUCAGAAACUUUUCCAGUUUUGCGAGCAGGAGCAGACGGGCAUCCCUUCGGUGGAUUUUUAUAAAACGGCCGAUCAGGCGCAUCACGCUGUUGUCGAGCUCCUCUCUCAUUUGCCCAAGGAGGUAGAGGUCGAUGAGCAAACUGUCAAAGCCCUUCAAGACCUGGCCCGCGUGGUGGUGGAGGCCUCCAAGGGCUUGUUCAAGGCAGUGAUUGCCGGCGCUGUCAUGGUGGAGAACGGCGAGGCUCAGCAGGCCAUUCGUAUGGAGGCGGACCAGAUGACAGCCGCGGCGGUCAGCUUUGGGAAGGCCACGUCGGUGCUGGCUCCCACUAUCAACAACCUACAGUGCCAGGAGGCGCUCUAUUCCUGCGCUCAGCUGCAGAUUGGCACAGUGUCGUCACUGGUGGCGCUGUGUGCCACAAGCGUGCUGGACGAGAAGGCAAAUGAGGCUAUCGAAAAGGAGGCCCAGAAAGUAAAACUUGCUAUAGCCGCCGUCGUUAGCCGCUCCAAGAAUGCUGGCGUUGGCAUCGACGCUAACAAAGAGGUUGAACUCGAAAACUUGGUGAAGGAAGUAAAGAAUAAACUCGAAAUUAUGGACAUCAACGAUCCGUCCGCCUCGAAGGCUUUGGAGUCCAAAAUCGAAGAUCUCCUCCGCGUGCUCUCCACCGACCAAGCGUUUGCUGACGACCCUUCUAGAGAAGGCCUGAUCCAGCUUGUCCAGCAGAUGAAAAAGGCUGCAGAGUCCAUUCACGAGCCGGUCUCGCAAAAAGAAGUAAACGACGUGGCCGUUGUCAUGCUUAUGGAAGCGCACAAGCGCAAGUGCCUUAAAGAGCUGGAAGUGGCGGUGAAGAAGGCUACAAUGGUCUUAACACAGUUGGUGUCCGCCGCCAAUAACGCUCAAUCGUCCAAUAGAAAUAAUGCCAGUAAGAAACAGAUGGCGGAACACUCACAUGCCAUGCGGGAGGCCAUCAGCCUUUUUGCCCCCGUUAUCAAGUCUUACUCGGACGACCCCCACAACCCGCAGCGUCAAUUGACUUUCAUCAACGAAUCAAAGAACCUCCUUGAGCCUGGUGCCAAGUUUGUGGCCACUACCAAAGUGGCAUCGACAUCGGUGGGUGACAAAGCGGUGGCCAAGCAAAUGGACAACUUCUCGCGAGCGUCCGCCAUGGCGCUCAAAGAGCUAAAGCAGGCGGUGGAGGCGGCAGGUGAGUCUUGCAGUCGAUUGGAGCUCGACACGGCAGUGCUCGAUUUGAAGGAACUCGAACUGAAAGUUGCCGCUAUGAAGAGCGCUCUGGACAACGACUCCCUGCGUCCCCUACCGGGCCAAGACGACGUCGACACAUGCUCAGCGGAAGUGGGGUCCAUAGUGAAAUCAUUGGGGUCCUCCAUGGCGCAGCUCUGCGGUUCCGCCCUGAAGGGAAAUGAAAAUUACGUCAGUUCUUCGGCACGUGACAUUGCACAGUCCUCUACUCUUAUGGUCCAAUCUGUUCAAGGCAUUGCAGCGCUUAGUGAGCAGAGACAAGUGGAGUUGCUAGAGGCUUCUCUGGCCGUCUUGAAUUCGUCCUGGCACCUCGUGGAGGCCUCAAAAGCCCUGACGGCGGACCCGGGUCACGAAGAGAAGCAAAAAAGCUUGCAGGAACUUGCCAAAACAGCCAAAGACUCGCUGCAGACCCUUGUGCACCAUCUGCCGGGACAACGCAAUAUCGAAGACGCCCUCUUGAAUAUACGCACGGCCAAUCAGAGGCUUUAUAAUAAAGCGGUUGUGGAACUCGCGACCCCCGUUGAUCCUAUCGAGCGAACUAAAGUUGCCAAUCAUUGCGGCAGGAUCUCCUCCGCCUGUCUAGAUGCUAUCGCUCAAUUGGCUGUUGCGUCGAGAGGUACCUCGAGCCAAUUGGCAGAGGCAACACGGAAUUUUGACGAGGCGUUCAAAGAAGCAAUGACUGCCGUCGAUCUUCUCAUGAAAGUGACUCCGAAAGACGGACAGGCGGAGCUCAUUGCACUUUCGAAGGAUCUCUGCCACUGCUCUAUGAAGAUGUUGAACGCUCUCCAGAUACUCUCGACUGAGCCACACAACGCAGAGGCUAAGGCCAGUCUGGCCGAGGCUACACGUGACUUCCAGAUCUGCAUCGGCAAGUUAUCGGACACGUGCUCCAACUCCGCUCCCGGAGUGCGCGAGUGCGAUGCUAGCGCCAGACAAGUGGCUGGGCUCGUCAAUUUGAUUGGCAGCGGUGAUUUUCCGCAGAGCGAUCGAACUUUUUUUGAGUGCUUGAACAUCGUAAGGGCGAAUGCUCAAGGGGUGUCCGGUUGCAUGGCAGAAAUCACUAAGGCUUCUAAGGCGGGCAACGUGGAUGCCAUAAGCAGCAGUGCCACUAUCACCGCUGAACUACUGAGUGAGGCUAUUCAAGCCGCCUCGCAAGCCGUCUAUUUGAUUGGCGUGGCUGACCCAAACUCCACUCCUGCCAAAGUGGGUAUUAUUGAUGCUACCAAAGUCGCCGAUUAUCUGAACAGCGCCACUGCUGCUGUUGAUUCGCUGAUGAACACCAAUCAACCCAGCGUUAUGUUUGCAGCUGCCACCGAGCUCAAGACGGCCUCGCAGGACCUUUGCUCGUUGUGCAACACCGCUGCUGCCAGCGCACAAAGCGCGGCCGUCAAAGAGAGCUUUAUCAGCGCGCGGAAGGCCAUUGCGUCUGCCGUGAAAGACAAUGAGCUUUUUUCGAAGAUCAAAACCUACGCCUCCUAUCCGGCCGACCCCGCCGCUAGAAAAGCGUGCCAUGAAGCCUGUGACCAACUUUUGGCAAGCAUCAGAGACCUCAGCGAUUUGUCCGGCUCUCCCCAGUUUGCUGCCGUGGCGGCUGUUCUCCCUUCCGAGUCCAUUGAGAAACAGCAGCAAGUUUCUCAAGUUAUGAAGUCGCUCAUCAACGCAACGUCGAGCGCGCUUCUAUCCGCCAAGACACUAGCCGCCAAUCCUGGAGAUGUACACGAGGGCAAUCUUUUCAUGCAGCUGGCCUCAAACCUCAACUCUGCCUGCAGCAACCUCAUAAGAGGUCUUAGUGACAACGCGCCAGGUCUGAAGGAGUGCGCAGCGGCGGUUGCUGUCCUCCAGGAGAGCGAAAUCGACCUCGACGGCGCUUUGGUCAUCGUGGAAGCGUCCAAUAUUCUCCCUACACGCGGCGAUAACACGGUUGAAGGUUUCCAGGAAAACAUGCUGUCCUCGGCUCAGGAGAUCGAGGCGGCCGCAGAGGAGAUCCGCCUCUCCUCUUUAAGCCAGCAGCAGAAUCUUGGAAAGGCCGUAAUAAACUUUGCCAACAAUUUUCUGCCGCUCACUGCUUCGUGUCUCGGCGCUGCUUCUAAAAUUAGCGACCGGGAGACGAAGAAAACGUUGAUCGUACGCACUAAAAAGUUAACUGAGAGUGCCAGAAAAUUAGUGCAGAGCUCUGCAAAGGUGUACAGCUGCGAGCGCGAUGAAGCCCACCACGAGCUCGAUGUCGCCCUCAACGAAUUCAACUUAGACGCCCAAGAUUUAACCCGUGGUCUUGUGGGCGCGGUAGGAGAGUCCGGCGCUCUUACGACUAUUGUUUCCCAAUUUGAACGGGCGCUCACAUCACUAUCCGUCCCACCUGAGGACCCCGACACGCCAUUCAUGGCCAGCCUUGACGCGAUCCAAUCGACAGUCAGUACUCUGAACGAAAACCUGCCAAUGCUGUCUCAGGUCUCUGGUGAUAGGUUGCUUUCUACCAUUCAGGAUCUGAAGAUUGUCGAUAGUUUUAAUGCCAUGUGUCUGGCGGGGCGGACGGCCAUUGCCAAGGCCGAUAGUGAGGAGGCCCGAACGGAGCUCAGAGCGGGCCUUACCUCAUUGGGCGCCACUCUGAUUAACACGCUGCAAGCUGCCAAGAAUUUCCAGCAGAAUCCUGGCGACUACGAUGCUAAGAAAGCGCUCAUGCAGUCCGUGCGGUCGUCUUUAACUGAAAUCACGACUGUUAAGAAUGCCCUCCACCACAGCGCCAAAGGGGUCCAUGCCUGCCACAAUGCUGUUAAUAGCUACGAUUAUCUAAUCAACGACCUUGCUACAACCUCGAUCUUUGCUUCUGCGGGUUCCUUUGGAGAAGCUAAUAAAACUUGCGAUGCAAAAAAACUUGUCAACGAGAUGAUGAAAGUAGCCAAUUCCGUCAAGACAUUGGUGCAUUCUCUUGACGCCACCCAAGAGGUUAUUGUCAGCAACGUGAACGAUACAGUAAAGGAAAGCGGGCUUCUUGUUAAAGCCGUUAAGGAAAACGCGGCCGCGCUCGCUAACGAUAGCAGUUCGCAAGUGCUGCUAAUCAACGCUGCCAAAGACCUCGUGGUUGCCCUUCGCGAGACUUUGAGAAUAACUGCUAGUGCCGUUGGAAGAAUAGAGAAUAGCCCGGAAGUAAAAAAGCUUACAGAGUACUAUCAGAAGGGCUUUAAGGAUGCUAUAAUCUCCUUUGGAAACACGUCCAAGUCCCUACAAGACGAGCUGGCUCGUGGCAUUCGAGCCUCUGAAGCCGCCCGCAAUGCCUUGAAGCUUGAACUAGAAAACAUCGACGCUUAUAAACCGCCCGCUCCUUCGCCUCCUGAAAAGAUUUUAAGUACUUCCAGCGAAGUAAUACAAGUCACUGCCUCUUUGAUAUCUGCCGUUCUUUCUCAAAACCAGCAACAGACCACAGAGUCAGCCAAUAAUACGCGGAAGGCCGUAAUAGACCUUCUCCGCCACACGAAGGGCGCCAGCGUUACCGAAGACCUUGACCCCAACGACACAGAGAUUGCUAUUAACAGCUCGAAACUGGUCGCGAAGGCUGUGCUGGAUAUGCUCGAAACCGGUGCCCUCAAGCAUCUGCAUGCCCCAACGGAGGAAAGCAAGAAAUCCCUUGCAGGUCACUCACAGAGUAUUGCUGAGGCGGUAGCGGCUUUGACUGCUGCUGCGCGGGGGUUGAAGGGCGCCGACUUUGUAGACCCGAACGAUCCCCAAGCGAUAGCAGAGAAGGAGCUUACGGUGGCCGCCAUUAUGAUUGAGGAAGCUGCUAAGAAGCUGGCGGCUAUGAGGCCAAAGGAAACCAUCACGUUCACUCAGGAGAUGAAGUUUGAGGACCUGAUCGUGAACGCCGCCCAGCAAAUCACUGCCGCAGCGUCAUCACUUAUCUCAGCUGCUCAGUCUGCCCAAGCAGAACUGAAGAAGAAAGGUCGCUUGGCCACUAAAAUUGGCGAAGCGCGCUACCACGAGGAUGCCGCGUGGUCAGAAGGUCUUGUCUCUGCCGCCAAGGAAGUGGGAGUGGCAACCUCAAUGCUCUGCGAUGCCGCCAACUCGUGCGUCCAAGGCGUUCCUGAUUCUGACCUGCGGAUGAUCGCUGCGGCCAAGGCUGUAAGCGCUUCAACGCAGAGAUUACUGCAUGCAUGCCGAGCGCGGGCCGAGUGCGGCAGUAAGGAGAUGCACAAUCUUGAUAACGCGGGAGCGGCGGUAGUGAAGGCUACGAAUGCCCUCGUGAAAUCUGCUCAGGAAUCCAUGGCAGGCGAGGCUGCUCCGCUGAUGGACACUGGCGCCAUUAAGGACAAACUGGGCCUGGAAAUGAGCCUGCAAAUCAAAAUACUUCAACGCGAGAAGGAAGUCGAGACAGCCCGCCGUGAGCUCGAGCGUUACAGAAAAAUGAAAUAUCAAAAGUAAUUAAU